AUGCCUAGAAUGCUCGAUUGCAUUACCAAGGGCUUCAUUAGCAAUUACAAACAGCCUUUACUAUGCUGUAGUAAAGAACAACUAAAUGUAUGUAUAACAAACCUCAGGUUGGAGUUGAUAUGGUUUGUUCAAGUAUAAGUAGAUAGCUUUGGUUGACCCCGCUCGUUGGAUCAUCACCUCCAUCAUCAUUCCCAAUCAGCUAUUUGCAUCAUCAUCUUUAAGAUUCUCUAUCGCACUUUUCGGUAUUAUCAAGAUCCACCACCCCCACUCCCAAAAAGUAACCCAAAAUGGUCAAGAUUUCAGAUAUUCGAGACUUUAACAAGUCCCUCAAAUCCUCUACAACAACUGGCCUCACAGCCGUUGUGGCCGGCGGGACCAACGGCAUCGGCCGCGGUUUCCUCACUGCCCUGGCCACCAACCUCAAUGCCCCCAAGAUUUACAUCAUCGGCCGUAAACAAGAUGUCCUCGACGCCAUCGUCCUGGACCUCCAGCGCAUCAACCCGGACGGCCAGUACAUCCCCGUCCUGACCGGAGAUCUCACCCUCCUCUCAGAAAUGAAGAAGGCCGCCACGACAAUCCGAGCACAGGAGAAGGCCAUCGACCUUCUCUUCAUGUCGACGGGCUACCUCACCACGGGCACGCGUGACGAGAGCAGCGAGGGCCUCGACAAGCUGACCUCGAUCCGACACUACGCACGCGCCCUUCUGACCCUAGAGCUGCUCCCGCUGCUCAACGCCGCGCCCUCGCCGCGCGUCGUGUCCGUGCUCGCCGCAGGUCUCGAGGGUAACAUCUUCCCGGACGAUCUGGCCCUCAAGGAGCCCGGCCACUACACCUUCGGCAACGCGGCGGGCGCGGCGGCGACGUACGUCACGCUGUCGAUGGAGCAGCUGCACAAGGAGAACCCCCACGUCAGCUUCGUGCACGCGUACCCAGGCCUGGUCCGCACCGGCAUCUUUAGCACCGAACAUUUCGGGGGUGUGUUCAAGUUCGUGGUGAACAGGCUUCUCAUCCCCACUAUCGGGAGGGUCCUCUUCUUUUCUUCGGAGGAGGCGGGUGAGAGGUUGGUGUAUACGGCCUUCAGCCCCAGCUUUGGCACCGGCGAGGGUGCUGCUGCUGCAACUGCAGGAAAGGAGGUGGCCUUGGCCCUGGGUUCGGAUGGGAAGGUUGGCAGUGGCGUAUAUACUGUGAACGACAAGCAGGAGGCGGUGACCAAUGCCCAGGUGCUGGACAAAUUGAGGUCGGAGGGAUUGGACGCCAAGAUUCUGGAGCACACUCGCGAAGAGAUCAAAAGAGUGGUCAAGUAAAUCAAUUCACAGCACGUUUCAGUAGAGUCUAGUUUAGGAUGGAGGGAGACUGAGAACAAAAAAUUCCUAAUCAUUAAUUAGCUUAUGCAAAUCAGAAGAAUCAAUCCUAAUGC
Molecule: messenger RNA, 1417 nt
Organism: Cryphonectria parasitica EP155
Lineage: Eukaryota; Fungi; Ascomycota; Sordariomycetes; Diaporthales; Cryphonectriaceae
Product: NAD(P)-binding protein
Exons: 1
Coding region: 288-1304 (338 amino acids)
Biological process (GO): secondary metabolic process
Source: RefSeq, a predicted model, not a curated record